UCGACCACAUUAUAAUUUCUACGCAUUAACAAACAAAAAUCCCCAAAUGGCGCUCAAAUCUCGCUCCCUUUUCCUCAUAAUACUCCCAAUUCUCGUCGCUUCCAUUUCUAUCGAAGUCUCCGCCGCCCAAAGCGGCGGAAGAGGUCCCAUUGUUGGUGGUUAUAAGCCAAUUGAUAACCCUAACGACCCUACGGUCAUCGAAAUUGCAAAAUUCGCGGUGGAUGAGCACAAUAAGGAAGCCAAAUCCAACUUGGAGUUUCAAAAGGUCGUCAAGGGGGAAUCACAGGUCGUUGCUGGCAUUAAUUACAAGCUUGUUAUCUCCGCCGUGGACGGAGCUGCAGUGCAGAAUUAUUUGGCCGUUAUUUACGAAAAGCCAUGGCAGAAUUUCAAAAGCCUAACUUCCUUCGAAAAAUAUGCAGGUUAAUGUAAUUAGGAUGCCUCUUUCGGGUAGGCAAAAUUAAUUCUCAAUCCUUUGUAAUUUCGGUUUAUAGAAUGAAUAAAGAUGGUUGUCGGUUGAUCUUGAUCUA
This is a messenger RNA of Olea europaea var. sylvestris, 527 nucleotides long. RefSeq names its product cysteine proteinase inhibitor 1-like. The record is from RefSeq and is a predicted model, not a curated record. Gene Ontology annotation, molecular function: cysteine-type endopeptidase inhibitor activity. Lineage: Eukaryota; Viridiplantae; Streptophyta; Magnoliopsida; Lamiales; Oleaceae. The transcript has a single exon. The coding region runs from base 47 to 424 and encodes 125 amino acids.